Molecule: messenger RNA, 1725 nt
Organism: Vicia villosa (hairy vetch)
Lineage: Eukaryota; Viridiplantae; Streptophyta; Magnoliopsida; Fabales; Fabaceae
Exons: 5
Coding region: 1-1725 (574 amino acids)
Molecular function (GO): zinc ion binding
Source: RefSeq, a predicted model, not a curated record
AUGUUUAAUGUGAAGAAGGACAUGGCAGAUUACAAGUGGGAAGUAGGAGUGUACUUUAGGUCAAAGGAUGACUUCAAGGAAGCUAUAACAUCAUAUGCUGUGCAAAGUGGAAGAAAUAUGAGGUUUACAAAGAAUGACAAAGUGAGGGUGAGGGUUAACUGCAAGGAUGGGUGUCAAUGGGAAGCAUAUUGUGCUAAAUUGCCAAAUGAAGAAACAUGGGAACUAAGGAAAUUGGUUGACAAGCAUGAGUGUAGUAGAGAGUAUAAUGUGAAAAUGUUGACCACUAAAUUGCUGAGCAAGAGAAUUCAAAACUCUCUGAAAACCAACCUAAGGAUGAAGAUUAAGGACAUAAAGGCAAAGGCUCAAAGGAAGUGGAAUGUGGGUGUUAACAAGACUAAGGCUAUAAGGGCAAGAUUUAAGGCUAGAGACAUGGUUGAUGGAUCUUUCUUAGGGGAUUAUACAAGGAUUUAUGAUUAUUGCCAUGAGUUGCUAAGAGCUAACCCAGGGUCUACUAUCAAGAUUAAUGUUGAUCCAGUCCCAUAUGAUUCUGGCUGCAAUAGGGAGGGUCCAAAUGACCAGAUGCUUCCAGUUGCAUUUGCAGUUGUAGAAGGAGAAAACAGGGAUAGCUGGACCUGGUUUUUGCAGUUGCUGAUUGAUGACCUAGGUGGUCAAGAAGAGUGUUUGACAUACACAUUCAUCUCAGACCAACAAAAGGGUCUACUACCAGCAAUGGAUGAACUUUUGCCAGGGGUUGAACAAAGAUUCUGUGUGAGGCACCUUUAUAAUAACUUUAGGAAGAAGUAUCCUGGUAAAAUGUUGAAAGAUGCUAUCUGGAAAGCUGCAAGGUCAACCUAUGUACAAGCUUGGGAGAGAGAAAUGAGGUCUAUGAGACUUAUUAGUGAUGAGGUAACUAACAAAUGUGAUACUCUACUCAAUAACAUGUCUGAGGCAUUCAAUAGUGUGAUCCUUGAGUCAAGGACCAAGCCUUUAGUAACAAUGCUGGAAGAGAUCAGGACCUAUUUUAUGGAGAGAUGGGCUAGGAAUAGGAUGCGGUUUGAGAAUUUGCCUGAUGAUGCAGUGCUGCCAAACAUUAGAAAACAAGUGGAGAAAACAAGUACCUACACCAACACAUGGAUUGUAAGGAUGUCUGAUGAACAUAUUUUUGAAGUUAAGCAUGUGCAAGAUCCAGCUGACAUGUUCACUGUGAACUUGAAGGACCACAUAUGUUCAUGUAGGAGGUGGGAGUUGUCUGGUUUGCCAUGUGUUCAUGCAUUGUCAUGUAUGAAGAGUGGGAACUUUAGAUUUGAAGAUUUCAUUCCAGAGUACUAUAGGAAGAGUAGGUACAUUGCUGUCUACAAACCAGUUAUAUAUCCUGUGAAUGGUUCUAACCUAUGGGCAAGGACACAAUACCCAGAUGUGCAUCCUCCUAAGUUCAGAAAAAUGCCUGGCAGACCAAAGAAGAAGAGGAAUCUUGAACAAGGAGAGCUUAAUGGUACUGACAGAAAACUUAGGAGGACAGGUCUGAUUGUGAAAUGCAGUAGAUGCAAAAAGUCAGGGCACAACAAAGCUACAUGUAAGGUGACAGGGCCUACACAACCAACUACUCAACAAACAUCACAACAAACUCCUCAAGGGCCUGCACAACCAAGUACUCAACAAACAUCACAAGUAACUACUUCACAGCCAGCUACUCAACAAGUUACUGCACAGCCAGCUACUCAAUAA